CACUCUAGCGGCGUCCUCACAGGGUAGAGAACGAAAAGCACAAUAAUACGCUGCUCCAAAACCUCUCAAAACAGUUAUUUUGACAGAUUGAAGUGUCUGUUCUCAUUAAAGGAGUUGAAAAUUUAGAAUCUCAAAAAUGGCAGCGGAGGAAAACUAUGAACAGUUUGAAGAUGAAGAAGCAGAAAUUCCAAUCGGCGGGACUCUGCCAGGUGGCAGAAAGCGGCUCUUCUCAAAGGAGCUUCGAUGUAUGAUGUAUGGCUUUGGAGAUGACCAAAAUCCAUACACGGAGAGCGUUGACUUCCUUGAAGAUUUAGUCAUUGAAUUCAUCACUGAAAUGACUCAUAGAGCCAUGGAAAUCGGCCGCACCGGAAGGGUACAAGUAGAGGACAUUGUUUUUCUUGUAAGGAAAGACUCGAGAAAGUACGCAAGAGUAAAGGACUUACUUACGAUGAACGAAGAACUCAAAAAGGCGAGGAAAGCUUUUGAUGAAGUGAAAUACGCAGGUACUGUCAAUCAAUAGGACAAAAUGAUUGAUAUUAUCAAGUAAAAACUAUCGUUGGUAGAGGUGUGUGAAAUAUUCAUGAUUUUUGGUUCUACAAAAAGUUUGAUUCCUCUUACGAAAACUGGAUAACUUACUUUCAGUUUUCUCUCAUUUCUCUCACAUGAUUUCUCGAUAGCUGAAUGAAAUAUAUCUGUAAUCUCUGCAUAGUGAAAUCCGAUCAUGGCUGUCUUGGAUUAAUCUUACUAGCCUAGUUUAACGCGUAGAGUUACAACUUUUAUUUGAUGAUUUGAAAUUUAUAUUGAACGGACAAUGGUUGUUAUUGGGAAUGGGUUGUGUAAUCAUAAGUUCUGCAUCCGUACUGUUUUGUUGCUAAAUACGAGUGACUCUGAUAUCACCGCAUUCCUGAGUGUAUAUUAGUAACAGUGUCUCAGGUAUGCGCAAGUCUAUUGUAUCGAAUUGAUUUAUCGGAACGUAAUAAUGCAAGAUAAUUGAAAAUUGGAUACCGUCGAAAUGUAUUUUUGUAUAGCAUGUACUUAGUGUCUUGCAUUUUUAAUCGUUAUGAUACACUUUACAUAAUUAUCGGAUAGAUGGUCAAAUGUUGACUUGUGUUCCUUCAGUUGAAAAAUAUAAUAAUAAAGCAAGUCAUUGCAUUCUUUCUGC
This is a messenger RNA of Athalia rosae (coleseed sawfly), 1162 nucleotides long. RefSeq names its product transcription initiation factor TFIID subunit 13 (gene Taf13). Gene Ontology annotation, cellular component: transcription factor TFIID complex. Gene Ontology annotation, molecular function: protein heterodimerization activity. The coding region runs from base 137 to 520 and encodes 127 amino acids. Gene Ontology annotation, biological process: transcription by RNA polymerase II. NCBI's taxonomy places the organism in Eukaryota, Metazoa, Arthropoda, Insecta, Hymenoptera, Athaliidae. The record is from RefSeq and is a predicted model, not a curated record. The transcript is spliced from 3 exons.